Chelonia mydas (Green sea turtle) is the source of this 2067-nucleotide messenger RNA. Its product is annotated as CMRF35-like molecule 3. Gene Ontology annotation, cellular component: plasma membrane. The transcript has 8 exons. Gene Ontology annotation, molecular function: transmembrane signaling receptor activity. The record is from RefSeq and is a predicted model, not a curated record. Bases 296 to 1282 code for a protein of 328 amino acids. Lineage: Eukaryota; Metazoa; Chordata; Testudines; Cheloniidae.
AGACCUUCUGUUUCCUGAAUCUCAGCUGAAGAUGAAUUCUUGUGAAACAGAAAUGGCUAUAAGAGGAGAAGGCAAAUGCUCCAAAGGUUUUCUUCCUCCCUUUCUCCCUGCUAACAGCAUCAACAAUACCCGAAGGAUAAGGAAAGGAGCACUGGACAGGAGGAGAGGUCCUGGAUGAAAGGCAUCCAGCCAGUAAGACUUAAAAAGCAUGUGAUGAGAGAAAGCUUUGCUUUGAAUUCAUUUAGCCUGAUUCGAGAAAACACAGAGCCCUGCCUUCAUUGAGACCACGCCGGAUAUGCUGAUAGUCCACAUUCUGCUGUCUGAAGAAAGAACCAGGACCAUGAGGAGUUUCCUUGUCCGGGCUUGGAUUCUUUUGCCAGGCUGUUGGGCUCUGACUGGCCCUGGGGAGGUGAGCGGCCCCGUGGGAGGGUCGGUGUCUGUGCAGUGCCAGUACAACGAGGCGUACCAGAACUAUAAGAAAUACUGGUGCAGAGGAGAAAUGUGGAUAUCCUGCUCCAUAGCUGUUCAGACCAACAGUUCAGAGGCAGAGGUGGCAGGGGACAGAGUCUCCAUCCAAGACAAUCACACGCAGUGCACGUUCACUGUGACCAUGGAGAACCUGGCACUGGGCGACCAGGAUGUUUACUGGUGCGGGAUAGAGAAGAGCGGCUUUGACUGCAUGGUCUCUGUCAAUGUGUGUGUUUUCCCAGCUGUUCCUACCUCACCGCCAACGACGCCAGAAAAGGACCUGACCGUUGCCACCUCCCCAUGGACUGUUCCUGAAGUGGAAAAAUCCACCUCCUCCUUUAACAGUAGCGAUGCUCCUGACGGUAUACCAAACCUCGUCCUCCAUAUCCUGAUCCCAUCCGUCCUGCUGGUUCUAUCUUUGAUUGUGUUCAUUGCUGUAAAGUUUAGAAGAGCAUCACAGAGGAAGAGCGAAGCCCUUGCGGACACACCAGGACAAAAGGAUAAGAACGUCUAUCUCUAUAACAAGAAUCCUGGGCACACCCUUCCCUUCAGUGCAUCAGAUCCUGCUGCCACAGGCCAGACGGCAACCUUUAUGAACAAGCAGCACCUGCCCUGCUCAGCCGAUCCAGCGUCCGACUAUGAAAACGUCCCGCUGAGGAAUCAGGUUUCAGGAGGGAGAGAAGCAGUUUCUUCUGGCCCAGAGCACUGCUCAGCCACAGAUCAGGAAGACACCUACGUCAAUAUGUGCCCAAUCACACCCCGUCCCCCCAUGAUUUGUCGUCAAGCAAAGUGUGGGAGAAAAGCUGCAGGCUGAAGCCCUUCCUACUUACAGGACAUUUAACAGUUCGUCCUUAUUUUCCUACUGUCCCAUGAAAGCUUCCAGACGGGCAUUCCCUCUGCCCUGCUUCUGCUGAGCAAUCUGCCAACAGCAAGAUGUGGUGGGGAGGUCCCACUUCCAGCAUGACUGUCUUCAGAAAUGUACUGGGGGACAACAGCUACUACAAAAUGCUUCUCUUUUCCUGGACAUCAGCUUGAAAUAGCACAAAGGCUGGUGGCUCCGGUUCCUGGAGGGCUGGAGGUAUUCCUCUGGUGCUUGUUGUGGCAUCUCUCUGCUCCAAUGCCAAAUAAUUGCUGUCAAGGUUCCUUCCCCACUCUGAACUCCAGGGUACAGAUGUGGGGACCUGCAUGAAAACCCGCUAAGCUUAUUUUUACCAGCUUAGGUUAAAACUUCCCCAAGGUACAAACUAUUUUACUUUUUGCCCUUGGAAUUUAUUGCUGCCACCACCAAGUGUCUAACAGAUAUUUAACUGGGAAAGAGCCCGCUUGGAAAUGUCUUUCCCCCCAAAAUCCUCCCCAAACCCUACACCCCCUUUCCUGGGGAAGACUUGAUAAAAAUCCUCAUCAAUUUGCAUAGGUGAACACAGACCCAAACCCUUGGAUCUUAAGAACAAUGAAAAAGCAAUCAGGUUCUUAAAAGAAGAAUUUUAAUUGAAGAAAAAAAGUAAAAGAAUCACCUCUGUAAAAUCAGGAUGGUAAAUACCUUACAGGGUAAUCAGAUUCAAAACACAGAGAAUCCCUCGAGGCAAAACCUUAAGUUAC